Messenger RNA from Chondrus crispus (carragheen), 606 nucleotides. RefSeq lists its product as hypothetical. Gene Ontology annotation, cellular component: precatalytic spliceosome. The transcript has a single exon. The record is from RefSeq and is a predicted model, not a curated record. Lineage: Eukaryota; Rhodophyta; Florideophyceae; Gigartinales; Gigartinaceae. The coding region runs from base 1 to 606 and encodes 201 amino acids.
AUGUCGACAGCAAGGAAGGAUCAAAAACUGCCUCUGAUAUGGACAACUUUCCCCGAUCUCCAUAGCUCUAGCUGGUGCUGUCCAUGUCAGCCAGCUAACCCCUUUCCUUUACGUCUUGCUACCGACAAUAUGGCGAACAAGACAGACACCUACGCCCUGCACUCGCGCGGCACUGAUCCGCAGAAUCUCCUGGAGCCAUCGCUCCGCCACAGCGUGUACCUCUCGCGCUUCUGGAACGAAUCCUGUUUCGGCGUGACACUAGCCGACGUUGUUCCCCUCGCCGCUCGGCUUGACCGUAUCUCUGCCGUCACCGCCCCUCCCACCCCUUUUCUCUGCCUCCUCCUCAAGCUGCUACAGCUAUCCCCCCAGGAACCCGAGAUCGCCGUGUUUCUUAUGCAAAACGACUAUAGAUACGCGCGCCUGCUCGGAGCCUUUUACGUGCGGCUCGCCCUACCGCCUCCUGCGAGAACAUCCCGUUGUUGGCAUCACGCUGCCGCGCUUACCGCCCAGGCAUGUCGUCGAGGAGAGCUUUGUGCAGCUGCCACCUCGACCUCAGCUUCUGCAAGGCUUGUAGGCAAUGGGCGUCAGCGCGGAUGCCGCGCAUAA